This is a messenger RNA of Euleptes europaea (tarantolino), 735 nucleotides long. RefSeq names its product cysteine rich hydrophobic domain 1 (gene CHIC1). The record is from RefSeq and is a predicted model, not a curated record. The transcript has 6 exons. NCBI's taxonomy places the organism in Eukaryota, Metazoa, Chordata, Lepidosauria, Squamata, Sphaerodactylidae. The coding region runs from base 10 to 561 and encodes 183 amino acids.
CAGGGGGCCAUGAGCGUCCUGCUCCCCAACAUGGCGGACUUUGACACCAUCUACGAGCUGGAGGAAGAGGAGGAGGAGGAGGGCGGCGAGGAGUCCGAAACUGUGGUGAGGAGCCAGGAGCUGCCGCGGCCCCGGGACGCGCCCGAACCCGUGGCUGUGAGGGGCGCCGGGCAUAUCACUGUGUUUGGCUUGAGCAACAAGUUUGACACAGAAUUUCCCUCUGUUCUGACAGGGAAGGUUGCCCCUGAAGAAUUCAAGACUAGUAUCAGUCGUGUGAACACGUGCUUAAAGAAGAAUCUCCCCAUCAGUGUAAAAUGGCUUCUCUGUGGCUGUUUGUGCUGCUGUUGUACGCUGGGGUGCAGCUUGUGGCCUGUUGUAUGUCUUAACAAAAGAACUAGAAGAUCAAUUCACAAGUUGUUAGAAUGGGAAAAUAACAGAUUAUAUCAUAAGCUUGGUUUGCACUGGAAGUUGAGCAAAAGGAAAUGCGAAACUAGCAAUAUGAUGGAGUAUGUAAUACUAAUAGAAUUCUUACCAAAAUAUCCCAUAUUUCGGCCUGACUGAGGAGCAGUGUUACCUUUCGCGUUACCUGUCAUUUCCUAGCCGUAGUGCCUUGUAGGAGAUGUUGGAGAGAAGAUGGUCUGCUUUGCUGUGAUUUUUUUCAAAAAUGUGUUCUUUGGCAGAAUAUCUUCUUUGCUAUGUUACUUUCUUUUGUUUUAAGAAGAAAACAAUUUGCAC